AUGCUGGCUGGGCGAGUCGUCGCCUUCCUCUCCCUGACCUGGGGCGCUUACCAGAGCCUGGCCGUCCCCAGGGUCGCGGAAUGUGGCCUCUCCUGUUCCCAGGGCUUCACCUGCAAGAGCCACAUAAACCGAAAUAUUUUCAACAGCUUCUGCCGGGAGCCCCCGACGUCCAUGCCCGGGUCUGUCCUGGAGGCCCUGGCCCUGUCCACCGCCAUGAAGUGCACCCCCCGCGACGGCUGCUCCUUGCUGCUACUCGUCAAUGCCUCUCUCACACUGCACGAGGGCCUGCGGGGCCUGGAGGCCUGCUCCAUGAGCCUGGACACCCAGGAGACACAGUGCCAGAGCGUGCGGGUCCCCAGGGCCUCCCGCCGGCUGCAGGUGGGGCAGCAGCUCCAGGUGCACUUUGACUGCUUUGAGGUGAGCGUGGCCCAGAGCCUCUACGUCACCCUGAGGACUGUCCCCCACUUCUGCGGGGUCCAGCUGGACCAGCGGUACCAUGUGGAAGACUGCGCGGACGAGGACCUAGGGAGGAACGUGCCCGACUGCUUUGCUGGGAAGCUCUCCUACUGGGUGGACCGCAGCCGCAAGGUCGUUCUGGUACAGGUGCCAGAGUCAGGGGGCCCGGACUACUACGUUCGGCUCUGCCUCAAGUGGUUCACGUGCGAGGACGCGGGCGCCCCAGUGCGAGUGACAGCGAACAGGGUCUCCCGGAGGGUCUCUCUGCCCUACAAGCAAGAGUUGCCGUGCCUGUGCCUUGAGGGCUGGUCUGCGACGCCUGACGCCGUGCGGAUCCAGACCUGCCCCUUCGAAGAUGACACGGAGACGCUGUGGGAUGCCAUCCGCUACCACCCGGGGAGCCAGGCGCUGAGCUGGGAGCCUGCCUGUCCCAUGAGUGGCCGUGUGAGUCUGUGCUGGCGUCCAGGGCCAGGGCCCCAGUGCCUGGAGCUGGAGCACUCGGGCCGGGCCGCACACAGCAGGGUGCAGUACCCUCUUGUGGACACCCAGCCCCAGCUCUGCCUGAAGUUCUCCACGAGCCUGGGCUUCCCGGUGAGGUGCCCUUUUGAGCAGCCGCGCUUCCCAGCCUGGAAGAUGACCGUCCAGCUGGCACCCGCUCCGGGCCACCUCCGGGUGGCGUUCUUCUCGCCCAGCCCUGCCCGCUUCCAGGUGUGCCUGUGUCACCGAGGGGAGACGUGGCCCCCCGCGUGCCGCCGGGUGCUGCAGGCCACCCCCAUCCCGGCGGGUGACCCCACAGAGGACCCUGCGGUGGCCGUUGUGGACAUUCCCGGGGACCAGGCCUGUGCACCCGGCACCUGCAUCCAGGGCAGGAGGACCGACGUCCAGUUCUCCGCCCCCCAGCAGCUGUGCGACCUCCAGUGCGCUGCCACCCGGGGGACAGCAGCCUGA
Physeter macrocephalus (sperm whale) is the source of this 1404-nucleotide messenger RNA. RefSeq names its product interleukin 17 receptor E like (gene IL17REL). The coding region runs from base 1 to 1404 and encodes 467 amino acids. NCBI's taxonomy places the organism in Eukaryota, Metazoa, Chordata, Mammalia, Artiodactyla, Physeteridae. The transcript has 16 exons. The record is from RefSeq and is a predicted model, not a curated record. Gene Ontology annotation, molecular function: interleukin-17 receptor activity.